Messenger RNA from Manis javanica (Malayan pangolin), 3396 nucleotides. The record is from RefSeq and is a predicted model, not a curated record. Lineage: Eukaryota; Metazoa; Chordata; Mammalia; Pholidota; Manidae.
AUGGUUGUGAAUGCUUCAAAACUAUCUACUCUGGCCAACCCAAAGAGUUUCCAGUUCUUCCCUCGUGGGAAAGGAGUUUGUACUGAAGCAGAUUUAACCAGGGACAGUGGGUGUUUAGGCCCUAGAGGGGUACAGAUUUUGCUGGUGUUGAUUUUCUUACAGAUUCUUCUGGAUAUGAACCUGAAUGAGGAGAAACAGCAACCUUUGAGGGAAAGGACAUCGUCAUCAGGAAGGGAGAUGGUGUCCCAGUACUCGCACACCUCCAAGGCUGGCAUGAACCAAAAGGAGAGCUCUAGGUCUGCCAUGAUGUACAUUCAGGAGCUGAGGUCAGGCGUGCAGGAUAUGCCUCUGCUCAGCUGCUUGGAGUCCCUUUAUGUCUCGCUUAACAACAACCCUGUCAGUUGGGUGCAGACAUUCGGUGGGGAGGGCCUGGCCUCCUUAUUGGACAUCCUUAAACGACUCCAUGAUGAGAAGGAGGAGACAGCUGGAAGCUAUGACAGCCGUAACAAGCAUCAGAUCAUUCAUUGCUUGACUUUUAUGAAUAAUAAGUUUGGAAUCAAGACCAUGCUGGAGACAGAAGAAGGAAUCCUGCUGCCAGUCAGAGCCAUGGAUGCUGCUCUUCCCAACAUGAGGACUGAUGCAGCCAAACUGCUUUCUGCUCUUUGUAUCCUGCCGACACCAGACGACAUGAAUGAAAGGGUUUUGGGGGCCAUUACAGAAAAAGCCAAGAUGGAUGAGAUGGAACGCUUCCAGCCACUGUUGGAUGGGUUAAAAAGUGGGCCCUCCAUUGCCCUCAAAGGCAUGUAUAUCCCCUGAAACUGGGUGGGAUGCCUGCAGCUGAUCAAUGCUCUCAUCACACCGGCUGAAGAACGUGAUUUGUGAGUUCCCCUCUGAAGUGGACUGAUGCACUGGGAGCAGCAGCAGGUGUUACAGGACCUCCAAGAGAUUGAAAAUGACGAUGUGAGAGUGCAGCUGACUGUAUUUGAUGAGCAAGGGGAGGAAGAUUCCUAUGACCUGAAGGGGCAGUUGGAUGAUACUCGGAUGGAGAUGGAUGACUGCAGUGAAGUCUUUCAGAUUCUCUUCAAUACCGUGAAGGAUUCAAAGGCAGAGCCACACUUCCUGUCCAUCUCGCAGCACCUUCUUUUGGUCUGAAAUGACUAUGAGUCCAGACCACCAUACUAUAUGCUGAUUGAAGAAUGUACUUCUCAGAUAGUUCUGCCCAAGAAUGGGGCUGAUCCUGACUUCAAGUGUAGGUAUCUCCAGGUUGAUAUUGAGGGAUCGACUGAUCCAAUGAUUGAUAAAACAAAGGUGGAGAAAUCACAAGCCAAAGAUAUGGAGGUAGAAGGAAAGUUGGAUUCAGAGUUAGCCUGACAUGAGCUACGGGUGGAAAUGAAAAACAUGGAGAAUGACUUUGAGCAGAAGCUCAAGGAUCUUCAGGGAGAAAAGGAUACAUUGCAUUCUGAAAAACAACAGCUUGCGACAGAGAAACAGGAUCUGGAAGCAGAGGUGUCCCAGCUUACAGGACAGGUUGCCAAGCUGUCCAAGGACCUGGAAGAUGCCAAGAAAGAAAUUGCUUCUCUCUCUGCUGCAGUUGCCGUAGCACCUCCCAGCAGGGCUCCUGUUCCCCUUGCCCUUCCUUUACCUGGUGAUUCUGGCAUUGUUAUUCCAUCCCCACCCCCUCCUUUACCAGGAGGGCUGAGCAUACCUCCUCCACCACCUCUUCCUGGGAGUGGUACCAUUCCUCCACCACCACCUCCCCCUCCUUUGCCUGGGCGUGCUGGCAUCCCCUCACCCCCUCAUUUGCCUGGGGUUACUGCCAUCCCCCCACCCCCUCCUUUGCCUGGAGUUACUGGCAUGCCUCCACCUCCCCCUUUGCCUGGGACUACUGAUCCCCCACCUCCUCCCUUGCCUAGAGGUUCAAGAAUGCCACCUCCCUCUCCCCCUCCUCCUAGAGGCCCUGGCAUCCCCCCACCUCCCCCUUUUGGAUUUGGCAUUCCUGCAGUACCAAUUCUGCCAUACGGUUUAACCCCAAAGAAGCUUUAUAUGCCAGAUGUACAGCUCUGGAGGCUAAACUGGUCCAAGUUUGCUGCUCAGGACCUGUCCCAGAACUGCUUCUGGGCAAGGGUCAAGGAGGACCGCUUUGAGAACAAUGAACUUAUCACCAAACUUACCCAGACCUUCUCUGCCCAGACCAUGACUCCAAAAGCCAACAAAGAUGAGGAAGAUGGAGAAGAAAAGAAAUCUGUGCAAAAGAAAAAAGAAUUAAAGGUGUUGAAUUCAAAGACGGCCCAGCAUCUCUCAAUCUUUCUGGGUUCCUGUCGCUUGCCCUAUGAAGAGAUUAAGAAUGUCAUCCUGGAGGUGAAUGAGGCUGUUCUGACUGAGUCUAUGGUCCAGAUAAGCAGCCAGAACCUCAUUAAGCUGAUGCUGGAGCCAGAGCAUCUGAAAAUGCUUUCUGAACUGAGAGACGAGUAUGACAGCCUGGCCGAGGCAGAGCAGUUCGGGAUGGUGGGCACUGUGCCCUGCCUGAGGCCUCACCUCAACACCAUCCUCUUCAAGCUGCAGUUCAGUGAGCAGGUGGAGAACAUCAAGCCGGAGAUUGUUUCUGUGACAGCUGCAUGUGAGGAGCUGAGAAAGAGUGAGAACUUCUCCAGCCUCCUGGAGCUGACCCUGCUCGUGGGGAAUUACAUGAACGCUGACUCCAGGAAUGCGGGUGCUUUUAGCUUCAAUAUUAGCUUCCUCAGUAAGCUUCGAGACACCAAGUCCACAGAUCAGAAGAUGACACUGUUGCACUUCCUGGCUGAGUCGUGUGAGAAUGACUACCCUGAUGUCCUCAAGUUUCCAGAUGAGCGCCAUGUGGAGAAAGCCGGCCGAGUUUCUGCUGAAAACUUGCAAAAGAACCUAUGUCAGAUGAAAAAACAAAUUUCUGAUGUGGAGCGUGAUGUUCAGAAUUUCCCAACUGCCAUGGAUGAGAAAGACAAGUUUGUUGAAAAAAUGACUAGCUUUGUGAAGGAUGCCCAGGAGCAGUAUGACAAGCUGCGGAUGAUGCACACUCACAUGGAGACCCUCUAUAAAGAGCUGGGCCAGUACUUCCUCUUUGACCCUAAGAAGGUGUCUGUGGAGGAAUUCUUCAUGGAUCUGCACAACUUCAGGAAUAUGUUUGUACAAGCACUCAAGGAGAACCAGAAGUGGCGGGAGAUAGAUGAAAAAAUGCAAUGAGCAAAACUAGCCAAGGAGAAGGCCAAGAAGGAGCAGCUGCAGAAACAGUGGAAGAGAGAGCAGCUCACAGACAUGAAUACAGGUGAGAAGCGAAGGAGAAGGGCUGAUGGGCUGUGUCAGGAGUGUUUGGAAGGCUUCUCAUCAGGAACCUCGGCGCAAGAGAGAACAGCUCAUGUCUGA